GUUUAAGUAUGCUGUUGGAUUAUGGUGUGUGGAGCCCAUGUACGUGGGAUUAUUUUGAGAUCAAAAUCCGUGGGUCUAUGGAUUAUAAAAUCCUACCUAUUUAGAUGGGAUGUUGUGGGAGGCUAAAACUCAUGAUGGUAAAUGACGAGUCUAUCCUAAUCUUUUUCAAUAUUUUCUUUAUUGAACAUCGAGGACAUAAAUCAUUAAGGAUACAAAUGUAAAUUCAGCCUAUAAUUAAUAAAUCCCAAGGGAAGAAAUCCAUUAUGAAAUCCAACAAGCAAAUCAUCACUUUUUAAAAUCCAACACAAAUCCAAAGGGAAAUGAUCAAUUUCGUAUGGAAAUGCAAGUGAUUCCUUUUUGGUGGGAGUUUGUUUAGAUAGAGUGCAGAAGUUAUUUGCUGUUUUGUGGACGUUUUGUCCUCGUAUUUUGGACCGCCUUUACCGAUUUGGUUAAAGGGAGCAUCAAUGAAAGCCAAAUUACCAAUUUAUCGAUAAAAUCCAGAGUUUUACUUAAAUCCUUAAUUUUUUAAAAUUCUAAAGACAAACGACCUCUAAGUCAACAAUAAGCAGUUUGGAUUUAUUUUAGAAGGUGGGCCAUGUAGAGGCCGAAGCUCCAGAACCAGAAGGAAAUGAGGCACGAACUUGUGUGUUUUCAUCGGAAGUGGAAUGAAGAAUAAAUCGUGUGUUUAUUAUGGAUGUGCAGGAAUAAAUAAUGAUUACAUGAGAGAUUACAUGAUGGUGGAUAGAAAAAGAGUGGAGAGUUUGUACUUUGUAGCUAAGUGGUACAAAGCAAUGCAACAAAAUGCAGUUGAGAAAAACAAAUAGAAAAUAUUUUUUUUAUUAUUAUAUUGUACUAGUGUGGGCCCCGGCCAGUUGGCCAGAGGAAGGUGAGGUAUGAAGAGAUGGCAAUGGGUCGGGUUGGGUCGGGUUUUUUCAAACCCAAACCCAUGAGUUUAUCCGUGAAAAAAACCCGGGGUAAAACCCACUGGGUUUGAAAAACUCAAACCCAACCCGCUGGGUAUCCGCGGGUUCAUGGGUACCCACGGGUUUUUGUCGUAAAAAAUUCACAAUAACAAAUUCCUAUCAAAAUUAAAGUCAAAUAUCAAUCUCCCAAUACAAAUUAUCCAUAUAUAAACACCAUUCUAGAAAAUUCAAGCAAAUCACAAAUUAACUAUACAAAUUGUUCAACACCAAUCUAGAAAACUCAAGAAAAUUGAAGCAAAUAAAAAAUUAUCCAUAAAUAACAUGAUUAAUUGAAAACUUCUUCCUUUCAAUUAAGUUUUUCACUCUCCACUCGAUAACAUCAACUUCAUACUACAUAACUAGAAAGAAAAAAUUAGGCAUGUCUCCACAAACAUAAAUAAAAUUAGUUGUUUAGAAUAUUAAAUAUGCCGAGAAAAUUAAUUAUAUGGGUGUGGGCGGGUACCCAUGGGUCGGGUUUACCUAAACCCAAACCCAACCCAACCCGGUGAAUAGUGAACGGGUUUAAACCCAAACCCAGCCCAAAACCCGUCAACACGGAUUUUACCCGCGUUGACCGGGUUGGGUCGGGUGGGUACCCGUGGGUUCGGGUUUUGUUGCCAUCCCUAAAUGUAAUGGGGUGUAUAGCUUAUUGUUGUAUAGUUUUUUUUUUGGAAACACGUGAUAAAAAUAGUGAAUUUUAGCAGGAAAGAGACAUGAAUGAUGCAACGAAUCAAAAAUCGGCCUUAUGAACCAAAAUCAAGUACCUGUUACCUUGUGAAACUAUAUUGUUUCUGGUAAUAUGAUGAGGUGAAGUAAGUUUUAUAGAAACCGAAUUCCAGGAACUCGAAUAAAAAAUCGCCUAUCCCCUCGGUUUCCGGGAAAUGAGCAGCUCACAAUCGUUGCUAGCUUUUACUCGGCCCGUUGGCCGAUUAACCUGCUUUAUAAAACUUUUAUCUUGUCGUCAUUGUGCUUUCUGGUUUUUGUCAGGCCAUGAUAAAAUCUAAGGGAAUCAAGAACGAACAACACGAUUUGGGAUAGGAACCGCCGUUGUCGUAUCCCUAUAAAAUGGUGGUAAACACGGACUCACCUGCCAAACUGGUUUGGAUUGAGAUUUUUAUCGGGUAUCAGGGAACCAUGUGAUUAUAAAUUAGACUUGAUCAAAACGGGCCAAAACUUGAAAUUCAGCAUGUUUGACCGACCCAUGCCAAAUUCUAAUUAUUCUUUAAUUUUAAACUUUCUAUUUGAAAUUAAAAAAUAGUGAAAGAAGAGAUGACUGCAAUUCGCCAUUUGCACAUCACUUAUUCGGGAAUAAAACCAUAGAAAUUCAAAAGGAACUGAACAUGUUUAGGAACGUUUUAAUGUUUAACCAUUGAAUAAUUAUAAUUUGAUCAUUAUGAUAUCAAAUAAUUAUAUAAUAUAUAUUUGAAAUGAUAAAAAUUGGACUAAUUGGGUUGGUCGAGGUUGAACCAUUGAAUAACUUUAAAAUACAUUAUAUUUUAGCCACUAAGAUAUAAAAUAAUAGCAUAAUAUAUAUUAUGUCAGAGAAAAUAGCUUGUUUUAGAAUGACAAACCAAUGACGUUCAUUUGUUUUACUUGAUGGCCAAAUCCCGUGUAGGUCAGACUCAUUCAAAUCUUUUAUUUUAUGGUUAGCGGUUAGCCCAUUAGAUACCAUUCAUUAGUUUAUUGUUAAAUUUUUUAUUUUUAGCAAUAAAAAGGACUAUUGUUUUUGCCUUUUCAUAUAUAUUUUAUCACCAUGGAGAAAUAAAAGGACUUAAAGAAAAAAAUUGACACUCUUGGACCCGUUUAAAUCCGCAUGUGUACGGUAAGUUGACCCGUUCCACAGAGAAAAGAGAAAAAAAUUGACACUCCAUAUUCUACCCUUCCUACAAACGCUCAUGGAGCAUGGAAUUUGAAAUGGGGGAAGAGUUUUUUCCUCCUUGCUAUUAUAUGUUUUUAAUUUAAAAAUAUACAACAAAUCUACUUAGUGUGAUUGGUUAUGAUCUUUGCUUUUCUUUAAAAUGAUCAUGGUUCGAAUCCCAGUCCUUCCUACUUUCACUCUCGUUGCAGGAAAUUUGAAAUGGGGAAGCUGUUUUCCCCUCUAGCGUAUUAUAAGUAUAGAUAGAGAUAGAUGCUUGACAUGAUAAGCUCCAUCAUUGUCGACUAAGCAUUAUUUAUAACCUUCUGAUAUAUCAUUUACUUUCUUUACCGUUUUAAAACGACAAAAAUUUAAUUCUCAUUAAUUGUGCGUUUGCCGAGUAUGAGUAAUUAAGGUCCUCUACACUUCUUAGCUUAUAUAUAAAGAUAGAUAAAUCUAAGUCAUGGCAAUAUACCAAAGAAAACAGUUUAGUUUGAACAAAAUUGGAUUGUAUCCAUACGGAGAACAAAGACAUCAUGGUCAUGAUAAACACCAGAAUAAAUGUGUCAUUAGUUCUUAUAAUAUUUUUUGUUGCUAACAAUGGCUCUCAUCAUUUGUGCAAUGCAUACACUUACAAGGCUUGUUAUGAGCGUUGCACAGGGGUGGACAAAUUGCCCGUUUCAACAAAUCCUAGUUUGACGUUCCCUCCUGACGCUUAUGACGCGCUUUACAGAUCGUGUGAAAAUCAUUGUGGUCAUCUUCUUCGGGGGACUACACCCAAAGAUGCUCCGAAGAUUAAACCCAUCAAAUUCUUAUAAUAUUCAACAAAUAGAUUCCUAUCGUAUAUGAGAAUAAUCAUUGUCGUGUAACAUAAAUAGUACAAAUAUGUAUCCUUUCGUUUUGAAUUUUAAUGAUCUCACUAAAAUAAUUAUAUGUCAAAAAAAUGUAUGUUGCCUUGGCUUCAUGUGAACGUUAUGUGUGCAAAGAGAAUUUAAUUAUGAUAAUAAACAUACACUAAAAAUGUAGGGGUUUUAACUCCAAUAUUAUUGUUAAUUGCUGUUAUUCUUCAUUUUGAAUAUUCUCUAAUAUCUAUGCAUGCACGGUUCACGGUUGCAUAUACUUGUAAUGCAUGCCAAUUUGAAUCGCUGUAUGGAGCACAAAUUCAAGGACAUGGUUAGCUUUAAUACUGAUAUAUAUCAUAUAUGAGAAUAUUCAGUUGCAUAUACUUGUUAAUUGCUAUUUAUGGUCAUCAACAAAACUAUCCAGUAUGGUUGUGAUUAUUUUUUUUUUCAAAGAUAUCAUGGUCCAAAUCUUGAUAUUGAUACUUUUUAUAGGAAGUAGAUAAAUAAUCGUGAUGAAAAAAAUACUCUUACUACUUUCACUCUUGUUUCACAAAAUUUGAAAUGAAAAAUCUUAAAACAUUGAAUAUAUCUUAUAGAAAGAGCUUCUUCAACCAAGUAGGUAUUUUACCUGAAAUGAUUUUAUCUUAUGGAAAGUGCUGAAUUGUGAAAUUGAAACUCAAACAACAUUGAUUCAAACAUUAAACAUUAAAUUGUAUGUGUAGUUCAGUUUAGACGAAAUGCAUGUGUGCAGCCAAAACAUGGAUCUUCGUGACAGAUAUAGUAAUUUUUUUGUCAAAUCUACAAAAAAAAUAUAAAGAUAAAUUGGGCGCUAUGACGAAAAAGAAGUUCGCAGAAUCACUCUCAAGCCACGAAAUUUGAAAUGAGACUCUCAUUUUCCAAUUUUAUCAUUAUAUUGUGUAGAUUUGUCACAAAAAAUGACUAUACUCAUCACAAAGGUCCAUGUUUUGGUUACACUUCUGUAUUUUUUCUAAACUAAACUACACAUACAAUUUAAUAUUAAUGUUUGAAUAAAUGUUACUUGAGUUUUGAUUUCAGAACUAAUCUCUUUCUAUAAAAUAUAAAUAUAGAAGCAUCAUCAGCAAACAUAUUCCUAGAAUUUCAUCAAAGAAAUAAAAGUAAAUAUAAUGUAGCCUAGUUGGUUAUUAUGCUCUUUCUUUAUUUAAGUGACCAAGGUUCGAACUCUAUGAUAACAUUUUUAAUACAUAAAGAUGAACUAGGUGCAAUAACAAAAAUGACAUUCCUAGAAUCACUCUCAGGCCACGAAAUUUGAAAUGGGACAAUUUCAAUCCAUGUUUUGCCUUUAUAUAUCAUGUAGAUCAUCAUGCUCGUGCUUUGUAUUCUUAUGUUAUGUUAUGUGCAUGAUUUAUUAAGAAUCAAAACGAGAGGGAGGAGGAAUAGGGACCGGAUAGAAUAACAACACCCAUUUUGUUGUUACUGUAACAAGAGGGAUAUAAAGAUAUAUUGAAAAAUUACAAGUUGUAUUAACACCCAAAAAGCGAUGAAUUAAAUUCUAAUUUCCCAGUCUCCGCUUCCUGUACAUAUUCUGUUACGUCGGAUCUCUCUAUUCUUCCCAACAAUUGCAGCGGAGGCAUCACCAGAAAAUUGAGUUCAUCGCCGCUCACUUCAACCUCCGCCUCACUUUUUUGUUGCCGUUUUUCUUCAUCGACGAAAAAUCUAGAUGGUGACGAAGAGGGCAGUAGUCGUCAAAGCUCGAAUCAGGCUUUGAGCACGAUCGCGGCUUCGUGUGCCCGAAAUGGACCUUGCCAAAUCUCCACUGCUUCCUAUUCUGCCUCCUCGACGCCAAUCCGAAGACGAGGAUCACUUUCGACGAAAUCCACAUACCCAAAUCCCUUCCUCUUCUCCCCUCCCGAUCCCGUUCGUUCCUUACCUUCCAUCUCCAGAAAAUCCACACAUCUUCUCUCUCCCUCGAUUGUCUCUUCCCCAGUCUCUCUUCUCAAUCCGGGGUUUAUUGUGGGGGGGAAUAAUGAUAGUAUAACCAAAACCCUAGAUCUUGCAAAGCCCAUUAGAGCUUGGCUUGGGCCCCCGAUCUUCUGUCCCUUUUCUCUCUCGCUCACUCGAAAAUCGCCCAAAGUUGUGUUUAUGGUAUGCAUAUCACCUAUAGUUGUGUUUAUUGUAUGCAUGUAGGAGUUACUUGUAUGCAGACGAUAAUUAUCUCGAAACCUCCAAAUGGAUAUCACAAAUAUAGUAAAACAAACCACAAAAAUCAUACUAAAAACUUUCUAAUGCAGACCACAAAUCGCCUAAAAUAUACUAGAAAUCCCACAAAGCAAACCACAAAAUAUUUCAUAUGCACACCAGAAACCUCAUAAUGCAAACCAGAAACGUCGUAAUGCGGACCAAAAAUCUAUUAAAACAAACCAGAAACCUCACAAAGCAAACUACAGAAUUUUCAAAAACACACCAGAAACCUCAUAAUGCAAACCACAAACAAGAUAAAGCAAACCACAAAAAUAAAUCAGAAACGUCCUAAUGCAGACAAAAAAUCUAUUAAAACAAACCAGAAACCUCACAAAGCAAACCACAGAAUUUUCAAAAACACACCAGAAACCUCAUAAUGCAAACCACAAACACGAUAAAGCAAACCACAAAAACAAACCAGAAACAUCCUAAUGCAGACAAAAAAUCUAUUAAAACAAACCAGAAACCCCGCAAAGCAAACCAAAUUUUAUCAAAAGCACGCCAGAAACUUCUUAAUGCAAACCAGAAACCACAAAAUGCAUACAAAAAAUAUGAGAAACCAAACCAUAAAUCUCACAAUGCACACCACAAUAUCCAGUGAUCGUUGACCAAACUCCGACGACCGUCAUUGAGCAGAUUCCGGGGCCGAUAGGCAUAUUCCGGCGCCGAUGACUAGAUUCCGAUGUCGACAAGCAUAUUCUGGCAACCAAAAUUUUGGGCAGAAAAUUUAAAAAUAUUUUUUAUAUUUAUAUUUUUCAUUUUUAUUAUUAUUUAAACAUAUUUUUCAUAAUGACAAUUAUACCCCUGCUUUGAUUUUACACUAUGUCAACUCAGAUAAUAAAAAGUCAUCACAACUCUACCUUUCUAUUGGUUGGAGACUAGUGUUGUUACAAUAACACAAGGGGGUGUUGACGUGUUGUCGUAGUCCGGAGGAAUAUAGAAAAAAAGGCCGGCCGAAUGGAUUGUGUUUCUAUUGAUUAAUUAGGCCCUGUAAGAUUAAAGGGAUCUGUUAGUAACGUUGGGCUUGAGCCCAAAUUUGGCCCAACUUAGUCCAUAGAGUUACAUAAAGACUAAUGGGAAAAUGGCAUUUUCUUUUAGGUUUUAAUAAAAACGUUCUUCUGAUGUGCCUGCAUGUUUCUGGAGAAGGCGGCUAUAAGCAUUAUUAGUAAAUAGUAACCUUCUGACAAAUUAUGUACUUUAUUUACGUUAAAAAUGGAGAGAAAUUUAAUUCUCACUAAUACGUUUGCCGAAUAUGAGUAAUUAAUGUCAUCUAUGUCUUCUAGCUUAUUUAAUUAUAAAGGUGAUAAAUUAUAAGUAAUGAGAAUCUACCAAAUAAAUCAUCUUAGUUUGAACAAAACUUAAUUAUAUUCAUUUGGAGAAUAAAGACAUCACGAUCAUGACAAACACCAAAACCAUUGUGUCAUUAGUUCUUAUACUAUCCAUCGUUGCCCCACAUUUGUGCGCCGCAGACACUUUCAAGGCUUGUUUUAAGCGUUGCACAGGGUUCACAAACAUGCCUAUUUCCUCAAAUUAUAUCCCUGCGGAAACUUAUGAAGCGCUUGACAAGCGGUGUGAUGAUCAUUGUGGUCAUCUUCUUCGAGGGACUCUACCAAAAGAUGCUCCGAAGAUUAAACCCAUCAAACUCUUAUGAUAUUCAACAACUAAAUUUUUAUUGUACAUGAGUAUGUCAAUAAUCACUCUCGUGUAACAUACCCAAUAUAAUUCUAAUGAUAUGAAUAAAAAAAUUAUACAUGUAGGAUAUAUAUAUAUAUGUUGUAUUCAUGCAUUGGCUUAACCUAGCACGUACUAAAAGAUUUUUUUCAGGCCUGUUUAAUAAACUGACAUCAAUCUUUAAUUAGGUAGUAAAAGGAUUACAUCUUGGACAGUUUUUCUUACUAAUAUCCUCCCAACGAAUUUCCUUUUUAUGUGACAGUCUUUAUAAUUUACAGUCAACUAAGCGGAAACUGUUACUCUGUAUCUAUUAGGGAGAAAGGAGCAAAAUUAAAAUUAUUUGCAAAGGCUGUUGUACGUAUGUCGUAUAAUAUAAUUAAGCACGCUUUGCAGACCAAGUAAUGGCAUUAGCAUAUUGAUGAGGCCACUGGUUAGGACUUAGGGUUGUAGGAAGCGAAAGUAUAUAUACGUUGUAUAGCUCGAGAACUGUAUGCUGGUGACCAGUGAUUAGUGAAUAAGAAAAUACAUGUCUUGUAUCAUGGACUCUCAACAAUGAUAGUUGAGGAAAUCACGAAAAUUUUGCUUUGUUAAUUUCAAACCUUAUGCUUGAUCGUGAUGAAUAAGAACAACGAGCCGGUAAUUUUUUUUGAAACAUACAAUUCGUGUUCACGUGAUAUGAAAUGCACAUUAAUUCGUAGUAACUUUGUUGCAAAUCAUUUAUUUUAUUUGCCAUUAAAUAAUAAGAAAUUAAUUGUAGUUGCUUGUACGUAUCUAGGAGACUAAUAUGAUUGAAGGAAUUUAAGAGCAAUGAAAAAAUUAUUAUAGUUAUUGUCUUCAAGAGACUCAACCAAAAGAUGCUUAAAUUAAUCAAAUUCGUAAAAUUGG
Messenger RNA from Linum trigynum, 8435 nucleotides. NCBI's taxonomy places the organism in Eukaryota, Viridiplantae, Streptophyta, Magnoliopsida, Malpighiales, Linaceae. The record is from the annotation of a GenBank genome assembly.